UCUCUUGGCAGCUCGGCAGUACAUCGUCUGGCAGGCGCGGGCAGGCACGCCGCCAUGCACUGACAGAGUCGCGCGGCCAGAUGCUGCUGCAACCACAAAGACAUACGCAGACGGUAUGCACCCUGCUGCUGCUGCUCCUCCUCGCAGCGUGCGUGGCGCUGGAGCAGCAAGGGCCGGUGUUCGUGCUGGAGCCGGCGGCGCGGGUCGAGUUCUCGAACAGCUCGGGCGCCCGGAUCGACUGCUCGGCGCACGGCAGCGGCGUCGUCAAAGUCGAGUGGCUCUUGGCCGACGGCAGCCCCGCCCUGCCGGUCGCCCGCCUCCGGCUGCUGCACCCCAACGGCACCCUCGAGCUGCCGCCCUUCCCCGCCGACCGUCUCCGACACGACGUCCACUCGGCCCUCUACAGGUGCCGCGCUUCCAACCACCUCGGCACCAUCCUCAGCAGGGACGUCCACGUCCGCGCAGUUGUUCGUCAGCAGUACGAGGUGCAGGUGUACGACGAGUACGUGAUCAGCGGAAACACAGCGGUGCUGCGGUGCCAGGUGCCGAGCUUCGCGUCCGAGUUCGUGUCGGUGAGCUCGUGGCUGCAGGACGGCAGCGUCAGCAUCUACCCGAACACGGACACGGGCGGCAAGUACGCCGUGCUGGGCGACCUCUACGUGUACGACGCCGGCCCUGGCGAUGCCUACAAGAGCUACGCGUGCCGCACCGUGCACCGGCUGACCGGAGAAGUGCACGCCAGCGCCUAUCCGGGCCGCAUCGUCGUCUCGGAGCCAAAGGGACCGGUCCAGCCGCGCAUCACCGUCGACAAGCACUCGGCCAAACUGGUGCGCGUCGGCGACGACGUCACGCUUGCCUGCGUCGCUCAGGGCUACCCUGUCCCCAGCUACAGGUGGUACCGUGAGGACCGCGAGCAAUUGCUGCCGGUGGCCGUAGGUCAGCGGCUUUCCCUGGUAGCGCCAGGUCUCUUAAGAAUCUCAAAGGUUCGUCUCGAGGACCGUGGAAAGUAUUUGUGCUGGGUGAAUAAUUCGGCUGGCGAGGAGACUGUUCAGGUGGCGCUGACGGUGACGGCGCCGCUGUCAGCCCACGUCCAGCCUCAGCAUCAGGUCGUCGAUGUCGGAAAGGCGGCCGUGUUCAGGUGUGUGGCUGGCGGGAGUCCAGUGACGCAAGUGACGUGGCUGCGGAACGGACGUCCAGUGGCGGGCGACGCGCGGUUCGACCUGUCGCGGCGGGACACGCUGAGCGUGCGUCCGGUGCUGAAGGACGACCACGGCAUGUACCAGUGCUUCGUGUCCAACGAGUGGGAGCAGGCGCAGGCGACGGCGCAGCUGCUGCUCGGCGACGCCAGCCCGGAGCUCGUCUACUGGUUCUCCGAGCAGACCCUGCAGCCAGGGCCCGCCGUCUCGCUCAAGUGCGUCGCCACUGGCAACCCGCCGCCCCAGUUCGUCUGGACGCUCGACGGAUUCCCUGUACCUGACAAUAAUAGAUUUCUCGUGGGUCAGUACGUGACUGUGCACGACGACGUGAUCAGCCACGUGAACAUCUCGAGCCUGCGCGAGGAGGACGGCGGCGAGUACACCUGCACGGCGCGCAACGCGGUGGCGCAGGUGUCGCACAGCGCGCGAAUCAACGUCUACGGCCUGCCGUUCAUCCGGCCGAUGCCUCGCAUCACCGCCGUCGCCGGCACCGACCUGAUCGUCAAGUGCCCUGUCGCCGGACACCCCAUCGAGUCCAUCACCUGGGAGAGAGACGGGGUGGUGCUGCCGAUGAACCGCCGGCAACGCGUUUACCCCAACGGAACGCUGGUGAUUGAGCAUGCGCAGAGGCCGGCCGACGCUGGAACCUACACGUGCCAGGCGCAGAACAGGCAGAAGCACCUGGCCAGACGCGACGUGGAGGUCCAAGUACUAGUGCCGCCGAAAAUACUGCCAAUUCCGGCGAUGACGAACCUCCUUCGCGAAGGGAUGCGUGCGGCCAUCCCUUGUCAAAUCAUCGAGGGCGACCUUCCGGUGACGUUCAGGUGGGAACGCAACGGGCAGCCGCUGCCGUCGCCUGGCCUGGCCGCCGUCGCCCGCCGCCUCGACGAAUACUCGGCCUCGCUCGUCAUCGAACACAUCUCGUCAGCCCACAGUGGCGACUACACCUGCAUCGCCCAGAACGUCGCUGGCACCGUCACCUUCACCGUUCCCCUCACAGUCAAUGUUCCACCGCGGUGGGUGAUCGAGCCGAGCGACGCGAGCGUGGCCUCCGGACACGACGUGGUGCUGCACUGCCAGGCCGACGGCUACCCUGUGCCCAACGUGACCUGGCGUCGGGCGGACGGAAACGCUCCUGGCGAGUACAAGGACUUCCUCUUCGAGCCCAACGCUAAAUUGCACAAAAAUGGCUCGCUCGAGUUCACGCACGUUGGCAAGGAGAGCGAGGCGCACUACGUGUGCGAGGCCAAGAACGAAAUCGGCACCGGCGUCAGCAAGGUCGUCUUCCUCAAGGUCAACGCUCCACCGCAUUUCGCGCAGAAGAGCAAGCAGGUGCAGGUGGUGAAGGGUGAGCAGGCCCACCUGCAGUGCAGUGCACUGGGCGACACGCCGAUGGAACUGGUUUGGCGCGUGGGUGGACAGCGGGUGGCAGAUGCUCGCUACACGACUCGCGAGCAACUGCUGGACGAGGGGAUGGUGUCGGAGCUGGGCAUCAGCCAUGCCUACCGACACGACACCGGCCUCUUCGCCUGCCACGCCACCAACGCCUUUGGACACGACGAGAUGACCGUGCAGCUCAUCGUCCAGGAGGUGCCUGAGGCGCCGAAAAACGUGCGAGUGGGCGAGCAGACGUCCCGGUCGCUGACGGUGUCCUGGACGCAGCCGUACGCAGGCAACAGUCCGCUCACGGGCUACCUGGUGCAGUACAAGCCGGUGGCGGAGGCCUGGGGUGCAGCACCGGCCAAGGUAGCCGUUCCACCCACCCUCACCACGGCCACGGUGCGCGAUCUCGCGCCUGCCGCCUCCUACCACCUUCGCGUCCUGGCCGAAAACAGACUAGGUCUCGGAGAGCCUGGAGAGGUCAUCCAGGUCACCACACACGAGGAAGUGCCUAGUGGAGCGCCACAGGACGUGCGAGCGGAAGCGCAGAGCUCGACGGAAGUGCUGGUGUCGUGGGAGGCGCCGGCACGUGACCAGUGGAACGGAAACAUCCUCGGCUACUACGUGGGCUUCCGGGCGGCCACCGACAGUGGUUUGUCAUCCACAGGGAUGGCCUCAGCGCCACCCUUCACUUUCAAGACGGUCGAGGCAGGUGCUGGAGGAAGACUCGUGCUCUCUGGCCUCGCCCGGUUCACUGCCUAUCAACUAGUCGUUCAGGCCUACAAUAGCAAGGGCGCAGGACCGCCCUCGCUUCCCGUUGUUGCGCGCACCCUUGAGGAUGCGCCAAGCAUGUCCCCUGAAAACGUAAGGUGCCGCAAGUCAACGUCACAAAGCAUAGAGGUGACGUGGGAGCCGCCACCUGUCGAGGGCCGCAAUGGCAUCAUUCAGGGCUAUAAAGUAACCCAUCAGGCCGUUGACGAGUGGUUCGACGGUGAAGGGGCAGAAACGAAGGUGACCAGCUCCCUGAAGACGACGCUACAAAGCCUUGCAAAGUUCACCAACUACACCGUGUCAGUCCUCGCGUUUACGGCCGGUGGCGAUGGCGUCCGCAGCGACGCCCUGCUCUGCCGCACCGAGGAAGAUGUUCCAUCUGCACCAGGUGGAAUCAAGGCGGUGGUGAGUGCGGUGAACAAAGUUGUGGUGGCGUGGAUGGCGCCGCCGGAGCCCAACGGCGUGCUCACCGGAUUCACGCUGUACAUCGUCGAGGAAGGAGGCGACGGCGCCCGCAAAAAGCUGCUCAACCCCGCCGCCGACAGCCACGAGCUCGUCCGUGACGACUCCACCAUCAAGUUCUGGAUCACUGCCUCCACUGCCGUUGGCGAGGGCGAACCUACCAAGACUGUCAUCGUGCCACCUUCAAACAUUGUGCCGGCACGGAUUUUGUCCUUUGGCCGGGAAAUGGCGACGGCGUGGAAGCAGGAGUUGCAACUGGCGUGCAAGAAGGUAGGCGUUCCGAGUCCACAGGGUUGGUGGCGGCUGCGAGGCCGGACUCUCGAGACAGGCGGCCGCAAGCAGAUCAACAAAGACGGUUCGCUGACCAUCAGGGACGUGCAGAGCUCUGACGAAGGGAACUACACCUGCAAGGUCGAGAACUCGCUAGGAUCCGACGAGAUCUCCUACCACGUCAAAGUUAGGGUUCCUCCAGAACCACCAGUGCUGGCGGUGGUGGGUGCGCAGGCGGACGGACUGCAACUGCAGUGGAGCAGCAAGAAAAACGGUGGCAGCGCCGUCCUCGGCUACGUGGUCAACUACAAGCGAGACUACGGCGACUGGGAGGAGCUUCAGAUCGAGAGCAAUGUCGAGACGCACCUGCUGAAGGGCCUCUGGUGCGGCACCCACUACCAGCUCUACGUCACCGCCUACAACCGGAUUGGAACCGGUCUCCCCAGUGACAUCGUCAGCGCCACCACCAAAGGUUCCACGCCGAUCAAGCCGACAGGGGCGCAGCUCCUGACGAGCAACGCGACAGUGGCGACGCUGUGGCUGGACACGUGGGCGGACGGCGGCUGUCCCAUCCUGUACUUCAGCGUCGAGUGGCGCGACCUGCGCGGCGGCGAGUGGCAACUCGCGUCCGCAAACGUGCAGCCAUCAGAACGCGUCUUCAGCAUUGCUGACCUGCGUCCCUCGGGCCGCUACCUGCUCAGGGUCACCGCCUUCAACAACGCCGGCGCCACCCAGGCCGAGUACAACCUCACCAUGGCGCCGCACGCAGUGUCGGGCGUGCCUGAAGAGCCUGCGCCCACCGAGCACCUAGACCACGUGCCUUUUUACGCCAAUGCCGCAGUGAUAGUGUCAGUGGCAUUAGCCCUGAUUUUCCUCCUCGCUCUGUUCGUAGUCUCGUGGUUGCUAGUUUUGAGAAAGAGGCACGUGGCGCAGGCGGCGCACAUGGGCGAGUCGCCGUCGCUGGCGCAGCUGCAGAACCAGCAGAACAGGGACCAACAGUACCUGGCGGUGCGCGUGGCCCACCAGGGCCUGGACACCGCCUCCUACAAGACGCAGGACUCUGCGGACUACAUCGAGGACAUUUGUCCGUACGCGACGUUCCAGCUGAGCAAAAACCCGUACGGCGAGAGCACGUACAGCGGCAACGUGUACAGCGGGCCGUACCACUCGGUGCAGGGCUCCUUCGUGUACCACGACCUGAAGCAGCCGGGUGCCGCCGACACCUACAAGAGCAGACACAAGCAGGAGGUGGCCGGCGAGUACAGCAAGGUGCGGAGAAAAGGCGGGCGGAUGCGCGAGGCCGAGAGCCAGGAGUCGGACAACCUGGGCAGCACCGACUCGGAGGUGAAGAAGAUCCUGACGCUGCACCUGCCCAUCUCCGAGUACGACACCCUGGGCAGCGACUCGGAGGUCGAGCAGGAGAUGGUGUCGUUCCGCCACCGCCGCGUCCACCGCGACUCCACCUCGUCGUCCGAGACGUCGCCGUCGAGCGGCCGCAAGUCGUACCCUUCGCGCAAGCCCAAGCCCAAGGGCCAGGUCGCCGGCAAGCGCCAGGUGCGCACCUCCAGCGGCUACUCCAGCCACACUGACGAGACCACCUUCAGUGGUCUGGCGUCGAAGCGAGCGUCGGCGUGCGAGCGGGUGCAGCAGCCAGGCCGCUUCUCCGAUUCGCACCACGAGCUGAGCGAGGCCGAGUGCGACCGCGGCCGCAAGCCUCGCCUCUCGCGCACCAGGGACACCACCUUCCAAAUCAACGUCUAGCCAUUGUCUGUGAUUCGCACCCUCCCCUCCUCCCUGCCCUCAUCCACCAACGACCACCACUCAAAUAUAAAUAUAUUCACUGCGUUGACUGA
Messenger RNA from Cloeon dipterum, 5932 nucleotides. It is a transcript of the gene Dscam4, whose product is annotated as Down syndrome cell adhesion molecule 4. Lineage: Eukaryota; Metazoa; Arthropoda; Insecta; Ephemeroptera; Baetidae. Gene Ontology annotation, molecular function: protein binding. The transcript has 24 exons. Bases 81 to 5840 code for a protein of 1919 amino acids. Gene Ontology annotation, biological process: cell-cell adhesion. The record is from RefSeq and is a predicted model, not a curated record.